GCAGAAUUGCUUCUGUAACAAAGAUUCACUCCUAUUUAAAACGAUCGUGUACCUAAAAUUUCAACUUCUCAUGAAUUUCUCUUGAAGUAAUAGGACUAAAAUGCGAAGAUAUAUAAUUUCAAUUUACUGUUUCCUGGAGUGCAUUAUUUUACGACAAAACACUAUUGCCCAGGUACACGUGACGGCAGCAGGACAAUGUCUCGUGGCAGACCGACAUAUCGUUCAGAUCUUAAAGCCAAUAGGACAAAAACAGUGUGUCAGAAAAUGUCUUCAGAAUCGCCAAUGUCAAUCUGUAAACUAUAAACGACAACAACUACUUUGUGAGAUCAUCCUAGCAAAAUAUGGGGACGAGGGGAUUUCUCUUGUGACGAAUGCUGAAUGUGAUUACAUAGAAAUGGAUUCCCAGGAAAUGGGCCUUGGAUCGGUUUGUAUUUCAUCAUCUUGUGAUGGUGAGUGUGUGCUUCUUAGCAGUGGCGAAUCUUUCUGCAACAAACAACAUUACUAUGUUUGUCCGAACAAUUAUAUUUGGAUCAAGGAGCACCUUCUCUGCUUUUCUGCACAUUACACUGCCCUUAGCUGGCAGGGGGCUGAGUCCUACUGUCAGUCACUUAGUAACAGGACACGUCUAGCUGUGUUGGAUACUUGGGAAAAGAUACAAGCAGUUACAGAAAACGUUAAUUCAUAUGACUUCUUCUGGCUCGGCGCAUCAUUCAACCUCCCUGGAACGCCUUCGUACGGGAAGGACUCCUUUUACUGGAAUACUGGCAAACAAGUUGAUCCCACCAUGAUUUCCUAUCAUGAAGAAGGCCAAUGCCUAGAGCUGGAUACCUGGGAAGAUCCUGUAAUGAUAGGGUCAUAUAUUUGUUCUGAAUUUAAUAAUCCCCUAUGUGAAUUUGUUCUGUAACUCUCUAUUGUGUCCAUUAUGAGAUCAGUUUGAUGUAAGCAUUCUUGCAAUUAAAAUAAACUCUAUGUAUAAUAAAAUAGCCUUGUUUGUAAGUACAGACUGUACUUUGGUGAAGUGAUGACUUACGUCUUACAAAUAGUUUCUCCAUUAAUAUACUGACUCUCAUACUGAAUCGAUAAUCGAUCUUUUUCAUUUUCCCGAUUAUGACAAAGAGUACACGGUGGAUGGGACCC
Molecule: messenger RNA, 1137 nt
Organism: Saccostrea cuccullata (small rock oyster)
Lineage: Eukaryota; Metazoa; Mollusca; Bivalvia; Ostreida; Ostreidae
Exons: 4
Coding region: 101-904 (267 amino acids)
Source: RefSeq, a predicted model, not a curated record